GCUUUGCACACACAUCUCUGUAAACAGACAGCUUCCUGCUUUGUACAGUCACUUUCAACAUCGGCAGACAUGAAUGGGAUGAGUGCAUCGCUCUGGCUGGGAUGCUUGUUUCUUAUUUCUUUGCAAAGAACACAUGCACAGCUUGACCAGGCAGAUGGUUUCAUUGAACAUUGUAGACCUCAGCCAUCAUGCAAGGAAUGCAUUAAUUCCAGUCCUAGCUGUGCCUGGUGCAAGUUGCAAGACUUUACAAAACCAGGAGAGACAGAUUCAACUCGAUGUGGUCCCCUGCAGGAUCUUCUGAAGCGUGGUUGCAAUCUUAGUGACAUCAUUAAUCCCACAAAUACAUGGGAGGUAAAAGAGAAUCUGCCACUGAGUGAAGACAAUGACAAAAAAAUUGUACAGCUAGCACCUCAGAAGCUUCAUCUAAAACUACGUCCAGGAGUUCCAGAGACUUUCUCUGUAAAUUUUAGACGGGCAGAGGGAUACCCAGUGGACCUGUAUUACUUAAUGGAUCUCUCUUAUUCCAUGAAAGAUGAUCUGGAGAACAUCAAAAAACUGGGAAAUGACCUCCUCGUUGCUCUAAAGAAUGUGACAAAGUCAGUUAAGAUUGGUUUUGGCUCAUUUGUGGACAAAACGGUACUGCCAUAUACCAACUCCCUGAAAUCUAAACUCGAGAACCCUUGCCCAGAACGUACAGAGAAAUGCCAGUCGCCUUUCAGCUUUAAGCAUGUGCUCCAGCUCACGGACAAUGUUACUGAAUUUGAGCUUAAAGUCAGCCAGCAGAGCAUAUCUGCGAACCUUGACUCGCCAGAAGGUGGUUUUGAUGCAAUGAUGCAAGCAGCUGUGUGUAUGGAAGAAAUUGGCUGGAGGAAUGUAACAAGGCUCCUAGUGUUUACUUCGGAUGAUACAUUUCAUAUAGCAGGAGAUGGACGCCUUGGAGGGAUUUACCUCCCAAAUGAUGGAAGAUGUCAUCUGAACAAGGAAGGACUAUACGAAAAAAGCAAUGUGUUAGAUUAUCCUUCUGUGGGACAUUUGGCACAUACACUUUUUGCUUCCAAUAUUCAGCCUAUAUUUGCAGUCACAACAAAUACUCUGCAACCUUAUCAGGAACUAAGUAAACUAAUUCCAAAAUCUGCUGUUGGAGAGUUGAAACAUGAUUCCAGUAAUGUGAUCCAGCUCAUCACAGAUGCCUACAAUAAUUUGUCCUCCACUAUUAAUCUUCAGCACUUCAAAUUGCCCCAAGGAUUUGACAUCUCCUAUCAUUCUUUGUGUGGAAAUGGAAUCACUUUAAAUCAGAAACAGGGGCAGUGUUCUGGUGUGAAGAUAAAGGAACAGGUUACAUUUAAUGUGACAUUGAGAGCGAAGCAGUGUCUAGAAACCAAGCAGAGUUUUCAGAUCCGUCCCUUAGGGUUUAGCGAAGAACUACAAAUUGAGGUGGAGACACUUUGUGAUUGUGAAUGCCAUGACUUUACAGAGAAUGCAGACUACUGCAGUAAUGGUACCGGGAACUUCAGCUGUGGAAUAUGCAGAUGUGAUGCAACACGCCUGGGGCGAUUAUGUGAGUGCGACAGAUCUCAAAUCAAAGAAAAAAAUCUGGACUCUACUUGCCGCAUGGACAACAACUCUUUGGUGUGCAGCGGGAGAGGAAAAUGUGUUUGUGGCAAGUGUGAGUGCAGUAUUAAGGCACAUGGGAACUUCUGUCAAUGUGAUGAUAGCAGUUGUCCAAGGGACGGUGGUGAAGUAUGUGGAGGAAAUGGAAAGUGCGACUGUGGCAUAUGUGAGUGCAAUGAAGGUUACAGUGGGGAUGCCUGUGAUUGCAGUUUAUCUGAAGAUUUCUGUAAAACACCAGAAGGAGUGGUUUGUGGUGGCAAUGGCACCUGCGAGUGCAAUAAAUGUAAAUGCAAUGUGGGCUACUCAGGAAAAAUGUGUGAGCUCUGCAUCACCUGCAAAACACCAUGUGAAAACUACAGGGACUGUGCAGAAUGUAAGAGCUUUGGUACUGGGAAACUGAAACAUACAUGUGAAGAGAGCUGCAGUAUGACUCAGAUCAAGAUGGUUAAAAGUUCAUACUCCUCUGGAAAAGACUGGUGUCAUGUCCAAACUGAUGGUGGUUUACUUACAUUUGUCCAUGAAGAAAAAGAAGAUGGUACAGUUAUACUCACAAUUAAAGAGCCUCCAGAACAAGUUAACCCAAUUCCAAUUAUUAUUGGAGUGAUUUCUGGAAUAGUCUUAAUUGGCAUGAUGCUUAUCAUUGUGUACAGAGUCAUGGUCGAAGUCUAUGAUCGACGAGAGUUCCACCGCUUUGAAAAAGAAAGACAGAAUGUCAAGUGGCAAGAUGCUGAUAAUCCACUAUAUAAAAGUGCAACCACAACAAUCAUUAAUCCAAAAUUUCAGGAUGAUAAUGAUACCGAUAACUGAUAUCUUUUGUCUCAUCGAAGAAACACGUGGGCUGUCUCUCACCAUUGUACAGAGAACUAAACAAAACAUGUCAUCCAGCCAUUCUCAUCAUAAAAAGCAGUGCUUAUUUUACUGUUUUUUUAAAGGAAAAACAUGUUUCUUAAAGCGAUUACUGUGUCAAAAUGGAGAAAACAGCUUUUUUAAGAAUAUAGUUUGCUGAACAAAUGAAAGCAUUAACAUGUGAUGCUUUUACUCAUAAGCAGUUAGCUAGACAGAUGAUGCGCAUGUUUUCUUUGACAGAGCCCACAUUUGCCUAGCAUUUUAUUAUAAUUUAGUUCUUCAAGAACAGUAACAUCAAGAAACAACCUUUUGAAGGGCAGAAAAAUUAACUUCAACGUAUAGACUGUAAAAUGAAUUGUGUAUCCUUUUACUUUAGAUUACUUGUACUUGAUGAGCACAAAGUUGUUUGCAUGCAAAAUUGACCUGAAAGUAGUCUGUGUUGGAACAUUUUUCAACUGCAUAAUGUUUGCUUUCAUUGUUGCAAUCCACAUGAGAAGAAUUACAUUUUGGAUGCCCAAUGACCAUUGUUUGUGACAAGGCAGAAAAAAAGAAUCAGCAGGCCACAGUUACCUUGAUGAAUGAAAUGAUGCGUCUGUUAAACCAGUUCAUGGACAGCUACAACAUAUAUGCAAUAUUAAAUAAGCCAGUCAUAAACAAUUCAUUUUAUAUCUAUAUUUUUUUUUCCUGUGGAAAAAUACACCAUGAAUGGCAGACUCAAAGUGAGUAUUUAAUGUUUUCUCUGCAUCACUCACGGACACCAGCAAAGCAAUUGACAUCCAUGUCUUGGCAGUAUUAUAUUUUUGUUAACUAAUUUCAUACUGAGCUUAGCCGUGGUGGUGCAGCGGUUAGCGUUGUCACCACAUAUCAAGGGGUUCUCCCAUUCAAUUCUCAGCUGGAGCGCCUUCUGUGUGGAGUCU
This is a messenger RNA of Protopterus annectens (West African lungfish), 3374 nucleotides long. It is a transcript of the gene ITGB7, whose product is annotated as integrin subunit beta 7. The record is from RefSeq and is a predicted model, not a curated record. Gene Ontology annotation, molecular function: integrin binding. Lineage: Eukaryota; Metazoa; Chordata; Ceratodontiformes; Protopteridae. Gene Ontology annotation, cellular component: integrin complex; focal adhesion; cell surface. Gene Ontology annotation, biological process: cell-matrix adhesion; cell migration; integrin-mediated signaling pathway. The transcript is spliced from 16 exons. The coding region runs from base 70 to 2418 and encodes 782 amino acids.